This is a messenger RNA of Fraxinus pennsylvanica, 1254 nucleotides long. Lineage: Eukaryota; Viridiplantae; Streptophyta; Magnoliopsida; Lamiales; Oleaceae. The record is from the annotation of a GenBank genome assembly.
AUGGAUUUCCAGAUAGCGAUCAAGAAAAGGAAGUGCCACAAGGAAGAAGAUGAAGAAGAUCAGCCCAUAAAUCGCUUAUGCUGUUUGCCGCAUGAUAUCGCCCUAGACAUACUCUCUAGGCUGCCCAUCAAAUCUGUUAUCCAAUUCAGGUUUGCUUGUCGAUCCUGGCAUUUCUUGUCUCGUGAUCUACAACUUGUUAAUAUGCACAUGUCCCGGACACUGACUAGCCAAAGGUUAUGCCUUAUUUUCCAUUCUGAUUAUCCUAUUCGAAACCAGCUUCACUUUGUUGAAUUUUCUGAUGUUGAUGACAAUGAAAUAGUGAGGAAAAUUGAUACUCCCUUUGCCGUUUCCAUGCCGGAAUUUAGUGUGAUUGGCUCAUGCAACGGUCUGUUAUGCCUAAUUGAUUCAUUAUUUGCUGACUCCAUAUACAUAUACAAUCCUUUUACGAGGGACUAUAAAGUGCUACCGAAGUCCGUUGAAUUCGAAAAUCAGAUUGUCAUAUUUGGAUUUGGAUUCCAUCCAAUUACUAAACAGUACAAGGUGAUCAAGAUAGUUUACUAUCCGAAUGUGUAUAAUCUUGAAAUUCCUAGGCAUGUCCGCAGAUUUACACACAUGAGUUCACGGAGAUCAGAUGUUCAGAUUUACAAUCUGGGUGCCAAUAAAUGGAGAAGCAUAGGACAAGCACCUUACAAACUAGAGAAAAGGUCUUCACUAGGAGUUUUGGUGAGUGGCAGACUUCACUGGAUGACUCACUGGGGAAAGUACAAUGGGCGACGUAACAGGAUCAUUGUAUCUUUUGACCUCUCCGAUGAUUCAUUUCAAGAGAUUCCAGGGCCCGACACUGGUAACUUAAGAAGUUUGAUGAAUUGCCAUGUUGCUGUUUUAGGGAGUUGCCUGUCUGCUGUUGUGCCUUCGUAUGGGGGUAACGGAGGUCACGAUAUUUGGGUGAUGAAAGAAUAUGGAGUGCAAGAGUCUUGGGUGAAGGAGUUCACUCUUGGAGUUUACUCCCCAAGGUUUAUUCGUCCUGAAUUGCAGAAAUCUUAUCAGAUUUGGAGGAAAUAUCUGGGUGGGAGAUUAGUUCGUAUUAUAUGCCUUUUGAAGAGUGGAGACAUAUUGGUGGAGUACAGAGGAGGAACUUUGGUUUCUUAUAAUCCAGACAGUGGAAUGUUUAAGAAUAUCGAGUUUCAGGGGAUGCCGAAAAUGUUUCAAACGACAGUUCAUGUUGGUAGCCUUUAUCCAGUUGUUCAACCCUAG